Messenger RNA from Cicer arietinum (chickpea), 3226 nucleotides. RefSeq lists its product as uncharacterized. Gene Ontology annotation, molecular function: zinc ion binding. Lineage: Eukaryota; Viridiplantae; Streptophyta; Magnoliopsida; Fabales; Fabaceae. The record is from RefSeq and is a predicted model, not a curated record. Gene Ontology annotation, cellular component: nucleus.
AUACAAGAAACGAGAAAAACAGGUUGGUCACGCCUAGGCAACCCAGCAGUAUUUGCAUAGAAUGUUAGAAGAAGCAUAGUAGAGAAGAGAAAAGAAGAGAAGAGAAUCAUCCAAAUUGAAUUAAUUAUUAUUAAAUUAAAGAUGAACGAAGACGGUGUAACCUCUGCGAAUCCCAAACCACCCUCUGCUUCUUCUCCUCCAACUCCUGCUGCUAGCUCUGCCGGAGCGUCGUCGCCGGCGUGCGACGCCACCGGAGAAGGUGGACGGCGUGAUAAAUCAAGCGCGGAUUCGUAUAUGGUCACCGGUUCGGCAUUGCGAGGUGUUUCCAAUCCUUCAUGUAGACCUUGGGAACGUUGCGAUUUGCUACGCCGUCUUUCCACGUUCAAGCUCGCCGGGAAAUUGCCGAAGGUUGCUGGCUCAUUGGCUUGUGCAAAGAGAGGGUGGGUGAAUGUUGAUGUUACUAAGAUUGAGUGUGAGUUAUGUGGUGCUCAGUUAGAUUUUGCAUUGCCCUCAGCUUCUUCUGUUGAAGCUGAUGCUUCCAGUGAAGAACUUUCUAAACAGCUUGAUAGCAAGCACAAAAUCAACUGUCCUUGGAGAGGUAAUAGCUGUCCAGAAAGCUUGGUGCAGUUCCCUUCUACUUCACCUUCAGCUCUUAUUGGAGGUUUUAAGGACCGGAGUGAUGGACUUUUGCAGUUCUACUCUCUUCCCAUUAUAUCUUCGUCUGCAGUUGAGAAGAUGCGGGUUACCCAUGGCCAUCAAAUUGAUAGUUUUAUUGCUCACCUGCAAAUUCAGACAGCUGGAGAAUUGGACUUCAGAGCAGAAACCAGUUUUACUGGAGAACAGGCUCCUCAUUCAUACUCUUAUGCUCAGAAGCUUAUAAGUCUCUGUGGAUGGGAGCCACGGUGGCUUCCUAAUGUGCUUGACUGUGAAGAACAUUCGGCUGAAUCUGCUAAAAAUGGUUACAACUCUGAUCUAGCCAAAGGCUCUGCACCAGAUCCUGCUCCAAGCAAGAAGGAGUUUUCAACUUCGUCCAGGAAAGAUACUGGGGAUAAUGAUGUACUGGGUUCAGAAUUUAAUUGUGAAUCUAGAUCACCUUUAUUAGAUUGUAGCUUAUGUGGAGCCACAGUCAGAGUAUGGGAUUUCUUGACUGUCCCUCGUCCAGUUCAUUUGGCUCCCUGUGGGACUGAUACCCCUCAGACGAGCAAGAAAAUAGCAUCAACACGGGGAAUAAGUGCAGCUAGUGCUGCUGCUGACGGUGUUGAGAAAGAGAGGACUGGAGACCGCGAUGAGGCGACAACAUCUGAUAGAAGACAAUUGGUAUCCAGCAAAGGUUUGGAUUUAAAUCUUAAAAUAGCUAGUGGGUCAUGUCGUUCUCUAACAAAUGUGACUUCGACCUUAGAUUAUGUGCAAUAUGCUGGUGAAGGAAGAAGUUUAAGGAAUAGGCGGCCUUCUGGAAGUGAUGUUGGUGAUCUUGAAGCUUCUUAUGAAUCACAAGGCCCCAAUGUACGCAAGCGCAGGUUAGAUGAUGGUGCAACCAGAGCUGACAAGCCACCACUAAGCAUGCAACAGGCUGAUAGUGCUGAAAGAACUGUAGUUGACCGUGAUAAUAAUGAAAUCACUGGUGGUCAACAGUUUUCAGCUGGCCCAUCAAAGCGUUCCCGUGAUACUAAUCGUUUGGAAACACUCCAGUUUUCAAUAAGAAAUAAUUCUGGCGCUGUACCCAGCUAUUCAAUGGAUAUUCAAACAGAAGCAGAGGAAAACACAGUUAAUCAGUUGAACCCAGAAAAGGAUCAUGUUAACAACAUGCCAUCUGCCAGAGACUCAACUCAUGCAUCUUCUGUUAUUGCGAUGAAUAUGGUUUAUCACCACUCAGAUGAUGAAUCAAUGGAAAGUGUUGAAAAUUCUCCCCGAGAUGUUAAUGAUGUCAAUUUCCCUUCUGUUGAUUUGAAUGAAACAUCAGAGUUGAAUAGCAGCUAUCAAGCACAACAGAGUGCUUGUAUCCAACCACCUUUAGAAAGAGCUGGAGGGGAAACAGGUCUUAGCAGUUCAAAUGCAUGUGGGGAAGUUUUGAACACAGAGACAUUGACUGCACAGGCUCGGGAUGGUCCUAGUUUUGGUAUUAGUGGUGGAAGUGUUGGCAUGGGUGCAAGUCACGAGGCUGAAAUCCAUGGGACUGAUGUCUCAGUUCAUCGAGGUGAUAGUUUGGGAGAUGUUGAGCCAGUUGCUGAAGUGAUUGAAAAUCAAGGCCAAGCUAGUGUAGUUGCGCCACAUCAUGGACACAUUGGUAAUUUUGUGCCAGCGGAAACGAGUCGAGAAGAUCCUCAAGGGGAUAGUCAGGCUGUGAUAUCUCAGUCUACAGCAAGGGCUGAUAGUGGCUCAAAAACUGUAGUUUCAACCAAGGUUGAGUCUGUUGAAAGCGGUGAAAAGACCAGUUGUAGCAUGGAGAUGCCAGGCCUUGAAAAUGGUGCUCAUCCGUCCCUUUCUUGCAAUGCUGUUGUAUGUUCUGCCUAUGAGUUGUCCAAGGAAGAAGUUACUCAGACUGGGAAGGCAUCUUAUAAUGGUGAUAGUGCCUAUUAUGAAUCAGGCCAACGAGAUGCCAGUGCUAUGGGGACUCCUUACAGAGACAACAGUAGUGAACGCAUUGAAUUUGAUCCAAUCAAAUUACAUAAUGACUACUGUCCUUGGGUGAAUGGAGAUGUUGCGGCUGCUGGCUAUGAUAGUCCUUGUUCCACUUCUGAUGUGGCUAGUGCCGCUCUUUGUGGUUGGCAGCUGACUUUGGAAGCCCUGGAUUCUUUCCAGUCACUUGGGCAUCUUCCAGUGCAAACUCUGGAAUCUGAGUCGGCAGCAUCCAUGUGCAAGGGUGACUGGUUCACUUCCAGCCAGAAAUUGUUAGCGCGCAACUCCUAUGUAAGAAACCGAGGAAGAAACUAAGACCUCCAGAAAGUUGUCAGAAGUUUCAUUUCAGGCGAGCUGUUUCUCCAGAAUGAGUAUUACUCCCAUAUCCCAAUUAGUGUUAUUAUGUUUUUAAUUGAAUGUCUGUCCAAUCUCUCUCUCUCUUUUUUUUUUUUUUUUAAUAUCAGUUUUGUUGCCAUAAUAUUUUCGGUUAUUCUAUUGGAUUUUGAUUUGGUUUUUACUAGUUUAAUAAAAGUACCAUUGGAUCAAAAGCUGUAUUGACAUAUAGAAAUUGAUAUUGGAUGAUGGAAAAUGAUAGCGAGUGAUUCAGUAA